AUUCCGUUCUUUAAAUGCAGGCAGUUAGUCAGAUCAAUCUCCCAGAUCCAUUUAACCUCCAUGUCAUCCCAAAUCUCGGGUUCUUAGUUCAAGUCUCUACUUCGGCGUUUCUGCUCUGAAAUUCCCUUUGCUUGUGUCCAUCACCGCGAGGAGCUCUCGCAGACGGACUCCGAUUUCGUUUCUUAUACCGUCUAUCUCCUAGAUCCCUUAGAGCAGAAUGGCUCCUCCAUCUGAGGGCCAUAGACUAACUCCCUCCCUAUCGCCACUCAAGCAGAUGGUCCUCGUCGAUCAAGCACCGCUAAUCAGCCCUGGUCACAAAACCCCAGACUACGACGAAACCCGGCUACAGAAGAAAGACGACUCCCUCAAACGAAUCAUCCGUCGCCUCAAGUUCGUCUCCCGCGCCCUCAGCACCCUCCUCUCCCUCGCCACCCUCAUCCUCCUCGCCAUCACCCUCCAAAGCUUCCUCUCCACCCGCUCCAUUCGCCGACCCGUCCCUCACACCGGCAUCCCCCGCGGCCCCUGGUCCCGCGACUCCAAAGUCUGGCCCACCUACCUCUACCUCGGCGUCGCCAUCGCCUCGCUCCUCCUCCACGUAGGCAUCUUCAUCGCGUACCUCCGCUCCGUCCGCGCGGCGAACCGCGCGGCGACCCUCGCCACCGGGUUCACCUGGGCUGUGACGCUGAUGAACCUGGUGAUUUGGGUCGUCGGUGCGGCGACGUAUCGCACGGCGAAGGACGACGGAGGGGGGGCCGGGUCGGACUUGUGGGGCUGGUCGUGCAGCGCGGUUGCGGAUGAGAUCCAGGGGGUGUUUGGGGAGGUGCGGUUCCAGUCGCUCUGUCAGGUCCAGGGAUACAGCUGGUAUUUGGGGAUCGUGCAGGUGGUGGCGGCGGUAUUGAGUGCCACGAUCCUGUACCUAGCGGUGUCGCGGACGAGGACGAAGAACGAGAGGUGGAGGACGGGGGGUACAACUUGAGAUAAAGAUUGCAAGAACUUCAUUUUUUAUAUUAUAUAUGAUAUAUACGAAUAUCCACAGAUACCUAUGACGAGCA
Eremomyces bilateralis CBS 781.70 is the source of this 1052-nucleotide messenger RNA. RefSeq lists its product as uncharacterized. The record is from RefSeq and is a predicted model, not a curated record. The transcript is spliced from 2 exons. NCBI's taxonomy places the organism in Eukaryota, Fungi, Ascomycota, Dothideomycetes, Eremomycetales, Eremomycetaceae. The coding region runs from base 218 to 976 and encodes 252 amino acids.